UAAAGUCUUUGACUACUGUUGGAAACUCGGACUUCCAUUUCCGUCUUGUAGAGAGAGCAUGUAUCUCCUGGUUUUGUCCUGAAUAUUGUGCUAUAGCUGAGAGGUUCUAGUGUCUGUUCCUGCAAGAGUAUUUAAAAGGUUUGAGGGGAUAUAUUUCGGUACGCUGGUAUUAGAACUUGCGGUACGUUUGUCAUGGCCCGCUAUCGUGAGUGGAAUUUGUCUUGCAAAGUAUAUGUUGGUAAUCUUGGAAAUAAUGCAUCAAAGCAUGAAAUUGAAGGUGCAUUUAGCAAAUACGGGAUGUUAAGGAAUGUUUGGAUUGCCCGAAAUCCACCGGGCUUUGCAUUUGUGGAAUUUGAAGAUCCUAGAGAUGCAGAAGACGCUGUUAGAGGCCUCGAUGGAACGAGGUUGUGUGGAACAAGAGUGCGUGUUGAAAUGUCUACGGGGCGCACUAGACGAGCUGGAAGCAGCAGAAGAGGGGGCCGCUAUUCCAGGUCACGUUCACCCGUUCGGCGAUCACAUAGUCGUUCGAGGUCAAGAAGUCGGUCACCACGCCGGUCACGUUCAGCAUCUCGAGACAGGCGCUAUUGAGUGUCCUUAAUUUUUAUUAUAUAUCGAUACUUCUCUAUUCGAGUAUUGCUCAAUGUGUUCUAUUGCUUUCUCACUAUCUUUUAAGUGUUAUAAAGAAAAGGUAUACUUUACUCUCAUAGCUUCAGAACUUCCUGUGAAGGGCUGAUCUGAAAAAAGUUGAGGACCACUUUGUUUUUUUGACCUUUCACGAGAAUGUAAAGGUACCGGGAGGUACAUAAUGUUUUUAUUGAUUAUUUUUGUUCAGUUCUAUUUGGCUUUGUUUCAUUUGUAAUACUUCAUCUUCACAAUAAAAUGGAGAAGAAAUAAAAUCA
Gryllus bimaculatus (two-spotted cricket) is the source of this 899-nucleotide messenger RNA. The record is from the annotation of a GenBank genome assembly. NCBI's taxonomy places the organism in Eukaryota, Metazoa, Arthropoda, Insecta, Orthoptera, Gryllidae.